Molecule: messenger RNA, 1645 nt
Organism: Cimex lectularius (bed bug)
Lineage: Eukaryota; Metazoa; Arthropoda; Insecta; Hemiptera; Cimicidae
Gene: DCP2
Exons: 1
Coding region: 5-1534 (509 amino acids)
Biological process (GO): nuclear-transcribed mRNA catabolic process, nonsense-mediated decay; deadenylation-dependent decapping of nuclear-transcribed mRNA
Cellular component (GO): cytoplasm; P-body
Molecular function (GO): 5'-(N(7)-methylguanosine 5'-triphospho)-[mRNA] hydrolase activity; manganese ion binding; RNA binding
Source: RefSeq, a predicted model, not a curated record
UAUAAUGGAGGUCCAAAUCAACGUAAUUGACCGUAACAUCCCGACCAAUGUUCUUGACGACCUGUGCAGCCGGUUUAUUAUAAACGUACCGGAAGAGGAGAGGAACGACUUAAUAAGGCUUUGUUUUCAGAUAGAAUUAGCGCAUUGGUUUUAUAUAGAUUUCUACUGUAAAAGCGCUAAAAAGACUAUAGGGAUCAAAGAGUUUGCACACAGUAUCUUCCAGCACAUACCCUCGUUGCAUCAAUACUUGCACAAUGUCGACAAGAUAAUCGAUGAGUGGAAAGAGUACAAAUAUCUGGUUCCUACAUUUGGUGCCAUAUUAUUAAAUGAAGACUUGUCAUAUGUUUUGUUAGUACAGAGUUAUUAUUCGAGAUCUUCUUGGGGAUUUCCAAAGGGGAAAGUGAAUAAGGACGAACCACCGUGGGGAUGUGCCAUUCGUGAAGUGUACGAAGAGACUGGCUUUAAUAUCAGAGAUAUGAUAGAUCCUAAUGAGUAUUUGGACGCUAGAGUCAAUGAACAACUCGUUCGUCUUUAUAUAAUUCCCGGUGUUAGUAAGAAUGCUAAAUUUCAACCCAUGACUAGAAACGAGAUCAAAUCGGUUGAGUGGUUCCCACUGGCUGAUCUUCCAGUUACCAAAAAGGAUGUGGGCUAUAGGGUCAAAGGCCCGGGGAACGAAUCGUUUUACAUGGUCGGACCGUUUGUCAGAAGAUUGCGACAAUGGAUUUAUGAACGUCAAAACAAACCUAUAAGAAGGCCGAGGAGGGCGAGGCACAACUCUUGUAGUGAUAUUGACCAUCUCGGCCAUAAGGACUACCCCUCGACAAAAUUCUUGAAGAAUAUAAAAGAAAUAAAAAAUAAGACGAUGUCCGAGUUGGGAGUUAGUGCAUUCAUGGCUUUAUCUCAAGACGUAGACGAAGACAACGACACAUCACCGAAUGAAGAAGAUGUAAGAAACAUUUCCCCAGAAGCCAAAGUUUGUGAUAGUAGACCUUUACACUGCUUCAUUCAGCCAAAUAAACAAAUACAAAAUAAUAGUUCGGAUAUGGAAAAAUUGUUAUUGAUGUUUCCCAAGCUGUCUCUGAGUGAAAAAAAGGUAAAUGAGAAAGACCAAAGAUAUACAGACAGGAGUUCUUUCGAUAUUGUAGAUGUUAAGGAUAAACCAAAAUCUAUUGAGUUAGCCAGUUUCCUGAAAGCUUUAGAACAGAGCCAAAGGAGUAGCUCAGGUCAACCUUUAAACAUGGCCUUGGCUACAGCCGACAAAAUUGGCCGAGGGCACAAACUGAGACGAGUCAAGAGAAAAAUAGAAUUUGAUUCUUUAGCCGACUCCGAGUAUCAUCUCGUUCCAAUAAACGAAAAUGAAAAAGUUUCAGAUAACGACCUAAAAUUGGGAAAUGACACUGAUGGAAAAAUUCAAUUGAAAUUUAAUGAAAUAACAUUGAGUGAGUCAAUUAAAAACAAUGGUAUUUCGCAUUGGUGCAAUUUUAAAUUUGAUCUUCAGUCAAUUCUCAAAUGCAUAGAUGAGGUUAAAGCAUAAUUCAAUAGUAAUCUGUGCUUUCGACUUCAACUGAUCUCAAAUAUUUGUAUCUUUUCGGACCACAAGGUUUUAUUUAGACUACAUUUUAAAAUUACAGUAAUGUAAAUGUGG